Molecule: messenger RNA, 4266 nt
Organism: Micropterus dolomieu (smallmouth bass)
Lineage: Eukaryota; Metazoa; Chordata; Actinopteri; Centrarchiformes; Centrarchidae
Product: zinc finger protein OZF-like
Exons: 2
Coding region: 125-1825 (566 amino acids)
Biological process (GO): regulation of transcription by RNA polymerase II
Cellular component (GO): nucleus
Molecular function (GO): RNA polymerase II cis-regulatory region sequence-specific DNA binding; DNA-binding transcription activator activity, RNA polymerase II-specific
Source: RefSeq, a predicted model, not a curated record
GUAGUCUAAACUGCAUGAAUGCAUUCAAUUAGCUGGAAGAAGAUAGUCUAUUGCAGUCGUAGCGCAGAUAACGUUAUUUAUUUAACGUAACGCAGCUAAUUAUUUACUUUAUAAUUAAGCAACAAUGUCUUCAGUUGAGUCUCUGAGAGAGUUUGUCAGCGAGCGACUAACUGCUGCUGCUGAGGAAAUAUUCGGAGUUUUUAGAAAAACUGUCCUCGAGUACGAAGAAGAGAUCGACCGUCAGCGCAGACUGCUGGAUAUCGCUUGGAAACCCGAAAUACAGUUACACAGGACAGAGCUCCCACAGCAACAUGUCUGUAAGGAAGAGGAGGUUCUCGUUGACCAGCAGCUCUGUGUUCAGGAGAGGAACUCCAGUCUGGACCAGGAGGACCCAGAGCCUCCACAGAUUAAAGAGGAACAGGAGGAACUCUGCAGCAGUCAGGAGGGAGAGCAGCUCGUACUGAAGCAGGAGACCGAUGCCUUUAUGUGGAUUCCUGCUUAUGAGGAAAGUGACCACAGAGAACCAGAACCAAACAGAGACCACCAGCUCCUCUCUCACAGCUCUCAUGUAGCUGAGAGUCAAGAUCAGGCAAGAGGCAAGCAUGAAGACUCAGGAUCAACUAGAGAUGCAGAACCACAGACGAGACAUCAUGAAAACAGAAGUCAUAGUAACAAUGUACACAACUCUACCAGGUCAGAAAUUCACCAUAAUCCUCACACAGGUGAAAGGUCUGUCCAAUGUGAGACAUGUGGAAAAGCUUUUAGGUAUAAGUCAGGAUUGAAGAGACACCUGAGAACCCACACGGUCGAGAAGCCACAUUCUUGCAAAACAUGUGGAAAAGGUUUUAGAAGUGGCACUGCCUUGAACGUCCACAUGAGAAAGCACACAGUUAAGAAGCUGUACCUUUGCAAGACCUGCGGGAAAACGUUCCGUCAUAUAUCAGGUUUAUUAAGUCACAUGCCAAUCCACACAGGUGAAAGGCCAUAUUCAUGCAAAACAUGUGGGAAAGCUUUCACACUUAGCAGUACAUUAAAAGUCCACAUGAGAACCCACACAGGUGAGAAGCCGUACCUUUGCAAAACCUGUGGGGGAAGAUUUGGUGAAAUGUCAAAAUUGAAAAGGCAUUUGACAAUCCACACAGGUGAGAAGCCAUUUUCUUGCAAAACAUGUGGCAAAGAUUUCAGAGUUAACAGCACCCUGAUAAUCCACAUGAGAAGAGCCCACACUGAUGAGAAGCCGUACCUUUGCAACACCUGUGGGAAAAGGUUCACUGACAACUCAACAUUGAAAGGCCACAUUAGAACUCACACAGGUGAGAGGCCAUAUUCAUGCAAAACAUGUGGGAAAGCUUUCAGUGUUAGCAGUGUCUUGAAAGUCCACAUGAGAACCCACACAGGUGAGAAGCCGUACCAAUGCAAGACUUGUGGGAAAAGAUUCUGUCGAACAUUCGCAUUGAAAAGGCAUAUGACAAUCCACACAGGUGAGAGGCCAUAUUUAUGCAAAAUAUGUGGGAAAGAUUUCAGUGCUAGCAGUGUCUUGAAAGUCCAUAUGAGAACGCACACAGGUGAGAAGCCGUAUUCUUGUGAAACAUGUGGGAAAGAUUUCAGUGUUAGCAGUGACUUGAAAGUCCACAUCAGAACCCACACAGGUGAGAAGCCAUAUUCUUGUGAAACAUGUGGAAAACAUUUCAGACACAGAGGUCACUUAACAGACCACUUGAGAACCCACACAGGCGAGAAGCCUUACCUUUGCCAGAUCUGCGGGAAAAGAUUUGGUAAAGCCUCUCAUUUGACAAGGCAUAAAAGAUUGCAUACUGGCAUGUAACCUUGUUUUUGCAAAAUAUUUUGGAUGAUUCAGGUCUAGUGGUUUGGGGGGAAAUCCUGAAAAAACACCAGGGCCCUGUUGUUCAAAAGUGAACUGAUAGGAUUUCGACUAUCAGAUUGAAUCAAAUCCUGAAAAGGGAUUGUUCAAAUGAACAGGAUUCUGAAAUUGGAUCAGAUCACCUAAUCCAAUCUUGGUUUUGAUCUGGAUCAAACCUUCAGGCUCAAAAUUUUUUAGAAGGACUGAGAUACAUUUGAUCCAAAAUAUCUGCAUUAUCCUAUGAUUAUGAUUUUCAGAACUUAAACAUUUGUCAAAUAAUACACAAUUUUGUAUGUAGUAGCCUAUAUAUAAACAUUUAUAUUUUGCACUUGAUUUGUUUAAACUUUACAGUGAUAAAGUAGAUAAAGUAGACAUUACCUAUUAAGCCUUUCACUACAGUAAAAAUGGAUUUUGUCCCCAUAAAAUACUCUAAUGCUUAACAGCUGUCAAUAUGUAUUUAACUGUCACUUACAGCUGUACAUUAAUUACAAUCACACAAUCAUCAGAAGUGAACCAGUCAAAAGUAGUUUCUUAAAAUUGCAUCCCUUAUUCCCAGUCCAGUCAGUCCCAAAAACUGAUUUCUUUACAAAUGAAGAAGAACAUUUUUUACUUUGUUAACUAUAACAUUUAGCUUUUUUAUGAUGUACAACACAUGCUCAAAAUAUCCACAGUGUAUUUGUGAAUAGUGUGUGUUUGUUUUCCUUGGAUUUGUUGUUGGUCAGAUGGGGGGUCUGACUGUUUAAAGAAAUUGAAAAAGGAAGGAAUUGUUAGUGUUGUUUUAUUGUGCGUUUUCUGUCUCUACUAUUCUACCUGUUGUUCUUUAUAUACCCAACAGCCUACUUUGUGAUAUAUAGUCCCAUUUAGAGCACUAGAAAUCCCGAAUUUGGUUAUCUUGAAAAGCUUGUAUCUGGAUCAGGGUGAUCCAAUCAGGUUUUGCUUUGAAAAACUGGCACUAAAGUAAAAUGGAUUAGGUAUGGACUGCAUAUCACAACGUAGGUUGUUAAUGAUAUAAAGACCAACAGGUAGAACAGCCAGUGUGGGAUCACUUUAAUUUGAAGAGACAGAAAAUGCACAAUAAAACAGCACAAACAUUUCCUUCCAUUUUCAAUUUCUUUUAACAGACUCCCCAUCUGACCCACAACAAAUCCAAGAAAAACAAACAAAUAUACAUUAUUCACAGAUACACUGUGGAUAUUUUGAGCAUGUGCUGUCCAGUAGUUAAAAUAAAAUUCAUUCAGAGGUCAGACAGCAGCUUUUAGGAGGCAAUCUCAGAAUGAGGGACUGACUGGACCUGCAAUAAGGGAUGCAAUUGUUACAAACUACUUUUGAACGGUUCAUCUCUGAUGAUUGUGUCUUUGUAAUUAAUUUAAAGUAACAAGUAAAAGUUGGAAUGAAAUACAUUAGUUUUGUUUGAUAUUGACAGCUGUUUGGGGGAUUAUUAAUUUGAUUUUAUUUAUUUUUUACUUUACUGUACUAAAUGGCUUAUAGGUAAUGUCAACUUUAUCUACUGUACCACUCUAAAUUUUAAACAAAUCAAGUGCAAAAUAUAAAUGAAUGUGUAUAUAGGCUCCUACAGGGUAAAAUGUUGUAUUAUUUGGAAAAAUUUUAAAGUUAUAGAGACAUUUUGUUUCUAAAAUCCACCCUGAAUCCACCCUUCUGUUUUUAUGGAUCAAUGAAUCCCUAUUGUACUAAAGAUUUGAACAAUCCGAUAGCUGAAAUCCGUUCAGAUUACUUUUGAACAACUGGACCCUGAGGAUCAAUAUACAGAGGAGAAACCAUCUAGCUGAAACUCCUCUGGAGAUGUGUUCUCUUAUUGAAUUAAAUAAACUGUUGCAAUUGUUACAUCUCUGUAAUCGGAUGUGUACAAUUUCCCACUGUGAAGAGGUCAAAUUAUCUUGGUAUAAAGUUUUCCUUCAUGUGACUUUAUUACCUAUAUUUCUGUUAGCAACAGUAUUUCUUUGGAACAACCGUAAUCUCCCACAUUGACAAAAACAUUUAGUUUCACAGUCAGUGAACAGCAGUGGCUGUUGAAGUAAUGAUGUGAUCUGGACUGUUGCUGGUUUUGCCAAAUAUCUAUUAAUGAAUUAUCUUGAAAUCCUUUUAGUUAAAGUUUGUCAUAGCCAAAUACAUAUAGAUGUAUUGAGCAUUUUUAAUGAUUCAUGUAACCCCUGGACUCGGUGAUUCAUGUAUGAUUUGGUGCUGAACAUGUGAAGUAACAGACAAAUCAUCUCUGUUCUCUGUACUGUUCAGACUUCAGUGAUAACGUGUAAUUGUGAUGAGAUAAUGCCUGACCCUGAGCCAGAUAAAUAACAGGCUCUUCACUCAGUCGGGUGCCCAAGUACUCUGUGUAUGUGUGUCACUGUGAGUCCAUCUGCUGAUGACUGAAUAAAACUAAAGAAAUACAA